Lingula anatina is the source of this 1931-nucleotide messenger RNA. RefSeq names its product putative caffeoyl-CoA O-methyltransferase 2. NCBI's taxonomy places the organism in Eukaryota, Metazoa, Brachiopoda, Lingulata, Lingulida, Lingulidae. Gene Ontology annotation, molecular function: O-methyltransferase activity; S-adenosylmethionine-dependent methyltransferase activity. The record is from RefSeq and is a predicted model, not a curated record.
GGUGGCGCUUUUCAAGAUAAACAAAAUGAGUCGGCACUUCUACCUGGUUAGGUAAGCGCCUGAGUUAGUGAUUACUCUUAGGAGACAGGUUACCAGCAUGUCUGACUACUCCAAAUGGCUUAUGUAUGCUGGUGCUGCUGGUGCCAUCAGCUUGAGUCUAGCAGUGGGAUACUGGAGAGGACGCAAGUCUUUGCAAUUUUAUAUGAGUGCUGAAUAUGCCAGGAAUUCACGCAAGUCCCAGUUUAACGCAGAUAAAGUUGCAAAAUACAUUGAAAACAAUUCGUUCCGCCUUCUCCCAGUUCAGAAGAAGUUGAUUGAGGAAACAUUAAAGCACCCAAGAAACAGAAUGCUUGGUUCCACAGAUGAAAUGCAACUUUUGCAGAAUUUGGUUUCUCUUAUAAAGGGAAAGAAAACAUUGGACAUUGGAGUGUUCACAGGUUAUAGUGCCUUGGCUAUAGCACUAGUACUUCCUGAGGAUGGGAAGGUAGUGGCCUGUGAUGUCAGCGAUGAAUUCACCAGAAUAGGGAAACCAUUUUGGAAAGAGGCAGGAGUGGAACAUAAAAUUGACCUUAGGAUUGCACCAGCUGUGGAAACACUACAGAAACUGGUAGAUGCUGGAGAAGGUGGAACAUAUGAUUUUGCAUUUAUUGAUGCUGAUAAAGAAAACUACUUGAAAUACUAUGAGCUUUGCAUGAUCUUGGUGCGGUCUGGUGGGAUUAUUGCAGUAGAUAAUGUUAUAUGGGGAGGCAGUGUCGCAGACCCUGAAAACGUUAAUCCAUCAACCUUGGCAAUGCGUGAAGUGAAUGAAUAUAUUCAUGCUGACCAACGUGUGAACAUCAGUAUGUUAAAUAUUGCAGAUGGUGUGACCCUGUGUUUUAAGAAAUAAAAGAUUAAUUUUAUAAAUCAUAAGGUGCAGUAUCAUUUUCAAUUUGUGCCAUAUGAUUAAGACAUCUUAGCGGUAUAUAUGGAAUCUUAAAGGAGCAAUGCUUAUUUGUAAAGAUUUUAAUGUUAUGUCAGGACAAUGUUGUACACUUGAAUGAACUCUUUCAUUGAUUGAUUGUAGUAAAUUUAAAACCAAAUUUAUUUGUUAAUUCACUACAAUGGAGAGUCUAUAUUUAUUAGCUCAAGUCUUCAAUGGUUUUAUUUUUGUAUCUUUAUUCUAGAGUUAUAAUUAGGGUAUUAUUUGAUUAUUAGCUAAGAAUAGUGAUUCCAUAUUUUUUUGUUAUUUUAACUUUAGUUUUAAUACAACAUACAGAGACAUGGUGCACUACAUAUAAUAUUUAUAAAAAGCGAUCAAAACAAUUCAGCAUUUAAAAAUUUUAUGCUCAAAUAAGAAAGGAAUUUAUGAAACAAUUCUCACAUAGUUUGUAUUCUGACAAUUUUUCUGACAUACUUUUUACCAAGGUAUUGGUCCUUUUUGUAAUGAUUAGUAUUAGUGUUUUAAGUUCCACAGUACUUUUAAAUUAUUCACAUUCUAAUAGAGACACUCAAAAGAAGCUGUAUCUUUCAAAAAAUCUGAUAAUCUGUGAUAAUACACAGUUAUUUUUAUCAUAAUUACCUCAGGUGACUCUCAUCAUGUACUGAUGACAUUUUCUUAAAUUUUUUACAAUGUACAACACGGGCAUUUCAAUAAUGUAUUUUGAGAUUAUAAAUGUCUCUUCAUAUUCAAAGUUGAAGAAUCCUUAAGUAUAGAAACUAAGUGUGUUGAAGUUUUUUUGACACAUUAAGUCUGAAAGGUGGAUGUUAUGUAUACAGCAUACAUGUACUUCAUACCGAGUACUUUUAUUUUGUAUUAUUUUGUACGAUUUAUUUGGUUGCUUAAGUGUGCCACAGAUGUCAGUUGUUUUGUAAAUGAAUUUUAUCAAAAGUAAUCUUACUUUUUGUUGUGGGAGGGGUAGAUUUAAAAUUAUAAUAAAGAUAUUAAUAUUUAA